AUGUCAGGCGCUGGAAGGGUAUGGUGUGCGUGGUGGCUGCAGGCUUUGAAUUUGCUGAGUUUGCUGUGCCUAGUGGUCGAUGCAGCAAAGGAUGCAUCCUGCUUGAUUCAAGUGAACCAGCCAGCUGCAAGUCUCUCUGCGACAAGCACGCUGGACCAAUGGAUCCCACGCAUGAUGAGCUUCCCCGUGACGACACGAGAGCCGUGGAUGCGAUCUCAAGGCAUACAGGACCUCUUCAUCAGGGAGAUUUUCCAACACAUCGGCGUCAGCAGCAAGUACUACGUGGAGUUUGGCUACGACGCGGCCAGCUUUGAGCAGCAGGCACAGUGUGGGCCAAACACAGGGGCUUUACGUGAUCAGGGUUGGACUGGGCUACUGCUCGAUGGGAAUCACGAGAAUGCGUCCAUCAACCUCCACAAGCACUUCCUCUUCCAAAACAAUAUCGUGGACCUUUUCAAGAAGUACAAAGUGCCAAAAGACCUGGGCUACUUGUCUGUGGACAUGGACUCACACGAUUUUUUCGUUUUAAAGUCCAUCCUCAAUGGAGGGUACCGUCCUGCUUUGUUCACAGCGGAGUACAAUGCAAACUACGGCGGCAAGCCGAUCGCGAUCACCAUGCUUGAUCCAACGCUGCCCACAGGUGAAGUUCCGAAAGGCUUUGAGUUUAAGUUUUCGGGGUGCUCCUGGGGCGCCUCGGCAUAUGCCCUGAACAUGUUGGCCGAGGAGCACGGCUAUAAGCUGAUCGGCCGCGUGGACAUUCUGGACUUGUGCUUCCUCCGCAAGGACCUCAUCUCUCCUGACUGGGAGGUUCCAAGCUUCGACUGGUACUUCCAAGGCGGAAAAGGCACCCGAAAGAUGCACCAAGACCAGACCGAUGCGAAGAUCUUGGACCGCAUGGCCGACUACACGACCUGGAGGGAGACCGGCGACCUUCAGGCUGCGAAGAAGCGGGCAUCUGAACUGCUGAAGCAGCAGAUGGGAGGCACUACUUGUUGGUCGCAGGUGGUGAGAUAG
Molecule: messenger RNA, 1014 nt
Organism: Symbiodinium natans
Lineage: Eukaryota; Dinophyceae; Suessiales; Symbiodiniaceae
Source: the annotation of a GenBank genome assembly